AUGCCGAAAGACAGCAUUCAAUAUUUUACUUAUCGCGAUCUCCAGACCUACCGCACAUACUCCUACGAAAGCAUGCAGUGGUUGCAUUUUGUCAUGCAAAACGAGCACAUUGAAAUUCAACACGCUCGAAAUCAUCCGGACGGAGAAAAACGAAUAGGCCGCUACAAAGUUGACGGAUUUUACGAAGCAGCCAAUACGGUUUUCGAGUACCAUGGGUGCUAUUUUCAUGGGUGUCCAAAAUGCUACACGGCAGACGCGGUAACAAAUGGGAAUCAAAAUAUGGCUCAAUUGCUACAGGCAACGAAGCAUAAGCAGCGCUACCUGGAAACUCGUGGCUAUUCCUAUCGCAGUAUCUGGAGCUGCGAAUGGAAAUCCUUGAGGCAAGGGGAGGAGAUAAAAAAAGCUUUAAAAAGUUUCUGCCACACCGAACCCAUGAAUGUGCGUGACGUUCUGUUCGGUGGGCGGACGGAGGCGUUCCGCCUGCUUAACCUGCCGGACACAAGUAGUGGCCGGUACAUCUCCUACCUAGAUAAGAAUUCCCUUUAUCCUGCCGUAUGCAAGCAGAAAGAAUACCCUCUUGGGCUGCCUGACCGAAUCCUCAGCGAUUUCAAGCCCCUUGAUCAGUAUUUUGGAAUCGCUCAUGUGAGAGUGCUUCCGCCCAGCAAUCUUCCGCUCCCUCUUCUUCCACAACGCAUCAAUGGCAAAUGUAUGUUCGCCCUGUGCUGGCGGUGUGCAGAGGCAAACAACCAAGAAACGUCCUGCACGCACACUGACGAAGAGCGAAGCUUCAACGGUGUUUAUACGACACCGGAAGUUAAUCUGGCAGUCUCCUUAGGCUACCGUAUACUGGCAAUUCAUGAAGUCUGGCACUACUCGAAGAGGGGAAAUCUGUUUGCCGAUUACAUAAGCACAUUUAUGGCAGAAAAAGCAGCUGCAAGCGGGUUUCCCUCACACUGCCAGUCCGAUGGAGAAAAACAGGCCUACCUUCAGUCGCUUAAAGACAGAGACAAUGUUGUUGUCGACGACCCGGGGAAGGUGGAAUUCAAUCCCACACGACGCCUUCUCUCGAAACUCAUGCUCAAUACAUUAUGGGGCAGGCUGGCAAUCAAGGAAAACAAACCGAGUUUUGAAUAUGUCAAAAGCGUCAAACGGUUCAAUGAAUUAUUCUACUCUGGAAAAUAUACAGUUAAUUACAUUGAUGUUGUUAACGAGGAUGUUCUGCAGGUGCAGAGCACCAAGUCAAGCGACUUGGACGGAACUGAUUUGCGCGCAAAUGUAAUCAUCGCCGGUUUUGUCACUAGUUACGCGCGUCUGGAGCUAUAUGCUGGCAUGACCUUUGUAGGCAUCGAACGCCUGUUAUAUGUGGAUACUGAUUGUGUGAUUGCGCUGGAAGGACCCGGUCUGCCGAGCCUCCCCGUGGGCGAAUGCUUAGGAGAGUUUAAAUCGGAGAUCGACGAUGACAGAAUCACUUUGUUCGUCUGUGGCGGCCCGAAAAUGUACGCAUACCGUACCGAAAAAGGCAUGUCCGUUUUCAAGGCAAAGGGAAUAACAAUUAAUAAAGGAAACAUCGAUUUCUUUACACCAGGAUUGCUGGAGGAGAUGGUCAGAAAUCCAGAGGAAAUUCAGUAUUUUCUCAACCCGUACAAAAUUUUUCGUAUACGAGGCACCUGGCAGCUGACCACGCGGGAGGAAACGAAAAUGGUCCGAUUCACAUUCGAUAAGCGAAGAAUAUUGAAUUCCACUCCGAGUUAUGAAACGCUCCCAUUCGGAUAUAAGAUAUAA
Paramacrobiotus metropolitanus is the source of this 1782-nucleotide messenger RNA. RefSeq lists its product as uncharacterized. Gene Ontology annotation, molecular function: nucleotide binding; DNA-directed DNA polymerase activity; DNA binding. The record is from RefSeq and is a predicted model, not a curated record. NCBI's taxonomy places the organism in Eukaryota, Metazoa, Tardigrada, Eutardigrada, Parachela, Macrobiotidae. Bases 1 to 1782 code for a protein of 593 amino acids. Gene Ontology annotation, biological process: DNA replication. The transcript has 2 exons.